Sitodiplosis mosellana (orange wheat blossom midge) is the source of this 456-nucleotide messenger RNA. RefSeq lists its product as uncharacterized. The transcript is spliced from 5 exons. The coding region runs from base 1 to 327 and encodes 108 amino acids. The record is from RefSeq and is a predicted model, not a curated record. NCBI's taxonomy places the organism in Eukaryota, Metazoa, Arthropoda, Insecta, Diptera, Cecidomyiidae.
AUGAAUCAUACAUUAGCCCGUGCAAUGCAAUAUUUAGCAUUUAAAUCAUUCAGACCAGCACCCAUUUUUCAAUGUUUUCUAAGCUUUAUUCAUUCAUACAAAUUCAAUCAUAUAGGUAUUUUCAGUUCCGGUUUAUCCCAUGAAUGUAAAGAUCUAAUUAACAGUAAUUGGGAUAAGUUUAAGCCACGAUGCUCCGAUAUGCCAAUACAAGCAUUUACGCGUAAAGAAAAUGAAAAACACGCACUCGAAAAUUGUUUGAGUCAUCUGGCAUCACUACAUGAUCAAGACGCUAAACAUGUGCUUGACCAGAUGCGUCGCGCUUGUUAAUUCCUCAACUGACAUCAUCAAAAUCACAUUACCGUAAAAUACCUACCAUUGGCAUUGUGAUUUUUUGAUAUAUAAGACAAAGAUGAAGAAAAAGUUUAUUUUUGGAAAAUAAAGUUUGGUUUUAUCACA